CAGGCGGACGUUGAAGCGGAAGGUUCUCGCACGUGAAGCGGAAGAAAAUGUGGAACAUCUGACAGAUCUUACCAUGAACGAUAGUACGUGAGUCAACCUCAGUGUCCGGACACUGCGACCGACCGGAGACAAAGACAACAAGAACUCUCCCUGACACAGAGACCCAGCAGAAAAGAAGGAUGAGCCUACUACACAGAAGGCCAAGUAAACUGCUCACAGUGUGGAGGUGGAAGAGAAGGGUGGAGGCUUCCCUAUGUCCAGCGACGGUCUUUCACUGCAGAGCCUUCUGCUCCACCCCUUCAGAACCAGACCCCAUAGAUAUUCACAAAAGGAAGCUCUUCCUAUGGUUCAGUCACCUUCCCCAGGAGGAGAAACAAUUUGGAGGUUACUUUAGCCCUGAGACCAUGCAUGUGGAUCCACUGAUCUUGGAAAGAAAUCCCGAGGAGAGGUUAGGACUGCUCAGCCCCUGCCUGCAAACCCAGAACUCCUCGUUCCCCUCCGUGACUGUGGAACAGCUGUUUGAGCCUACUGAUGCCUGGAGUGAGGAUCGCGGGAUCAAUGUGCUGCUCUAUGGGGCAGUGGGAACAGGAAAAAGUACGGUGAUCCGAAAGCUAGUGCUGGAUUGGUGCACUGGGACCACUCUAGCUAACUUCAAGCUUCUAGUUCCAUUCUCUUGUGAGGAUCUUAACCAGCUGUCAAAGAUGGCUUCCCUAAGGGACCUGGUGAGUAGGAAGUACCUCCACCUGAAAAAACACCCCCUGCUGAGUGGGGAGGGAAGCCAGGCCAAGGAUGUGCUUUUCCUCUUUAACGGGAUGGAGAAGAUACAAUUGGACUUCCGCAUUGGAUCCACAGAGCUUUGUAGUGACCCUAAUGAAGCUCUGCUUCCAGGUGUAGUGGUGGUGAACCUACUGAGGAAGUAUCUCCUGCCUGAGGCCAGCAUCUUGGUUACCACAAGACUGUCUGCUCUAGACCGUAUCCCUCAGAAGUAUAUUAGUCGUUAUGCACAGAUUUGUGGCUUCACUGACCCAGACCGCCAGCGGGCAUAUUUCACUAGCCGCCUACUGCAGCAGAGUGGGAAGACAGCACAUAACCAAGAGGCCCAGGCUCUAAUAGAGCUGCUUUACCUCAGCCUUCAGAGAGAAAGUCAGCUUGCUGCAGCCUGCUUCCUCCCCUCCUACUGCUGGCUCACAUGUGCUACCUUACACUUCCUCCAUUUCACCAGCAUCAAUGCCCCCAUCCGCACAUUGACUGGCAUAUACACCAGUUUUCUCAGGCUCAACUUUGGGGGUGAGGUGCUGGGAACAGGGGCAGGGACUAAUGUGCCCAUUCAGGGGCACCACAGUUCUCUGAUGUUGUAUGUCGUUCGUACAGUUGGUAAACUUGCUUUUGAUGGUGUGACUUACAAGCGCACGUCGUUUUCAGAAAGGGAACUGGAACAGUGGAUAGGAGGGAAGACCAAGACGGAUGAGGAGCUACGUCAGCUGGCCAUGUUCCGCACUGAUGUGUUAGACUUCUUUUUAGCUCCCUGUGUAGGAAAUGAUAAGUAUUUAUCCCAAGACCUCAGUGAGAAUGAUGAGAGGCGGUACGUGUUUGCUGUCCCAGCCAUGCAGGAGUAUCUGGCGGCUCUCUACAUGGUUCUAGGAGAGAACAAAUCGGCUCUGGAGAAACUGACCAGGCAGGUGUCUAUGGCCAUUGGCCAGGCAACUGAGGAUGUGAAUGCCCUUAUGAACAUCCUUUCUAAAUUCAUCCCCCUCAGAAUAUUUGCUAUAUUCAACCUCCUUAAACUUUUUCCAAAGCUUUUUGAGAAAAUCAGCAGUCGCAACAAAGGUAGUAUUGCCAGAACCAUGGCAGCUGAGAUGUUCCGCACUGAGGAUAGCUACAACGAGGAUGUCCUGGAUCAGGUGGAGCAAAGCCUUCUUGGCGUCCAUGGUCCGCAGCCAAAGCAGUACAGUGAAGGCCAACCUUUUGAACUGUACCCCAUCUUCAUGGGUGGACUGUUGCAUUAUGGUAACCGUGUGCUUCUCCAACAACUUGGCUGCAGCAUUCAAAGCAGCACUGUGGCCCAGAUCACACUUGCCCUCAGGAAAUAUCUUGUCAGAGAACUCAGCAAACCGCAGCCACCGGAGGAGUUGAUGGAUCUGCUGGUCCUUCUGUAUGAGUUUCAGAACCCAAGACUGACUGCAGAGGUUCUGGCCUCAAUCAGAGCCAUCCGACUCACCAACAUUCGUAUGACGCCAAUCAAAUGCUUCGUACUGAGUACUGUGCUCUCAUGCACACCUCCAAGCUAUCACCUUGAAGAGCUGGACCUGUCCUCCUGUCUCCUGACUCAUGACAUGCUUCAGAUGCUGUGGCCUGCCUUUAGACACACACACAACCUCAAUCUGCAGUUUAACAGCCUGGGUCCGGAGUCUUGCAUCCUGCUGAGAGACCUGCUACUAGACUCCAAGAUUUUGAUUAGAUCUCUACAGAGGAGAUUUCAACUGCGCAAUAGACCCCAACAUUGACCAGACCCCUCUAAAACUAGGAGAUCUCAGAAAAGUACCCAUUUACAAGAUUUUUGUGAAGAUCUCAAGCUUUUCUUAAGGGACGUGACUUCAUUUUCUUCUCCCCACCAAUCAUUUUCCAGGAUCGACUAUUUUCUAGUAUUAAAAGAGAUCUUGGCUAGAAUCACUGAAUGCUAAUUGGAAUUCAGGUCUUCUGAGAUCACUCCCCUAUUAGUGUAACAUGUAGCUCAACAUAUAAUAAUCCUGCGUGCAGACACUACCGUUUCAAUCCCCAUUUAAUGAGCAACCCUCAGUUUAUGGAAUUUAUCUCUCAAGAGCUAGAAUUUUUUCUGAUGGUAAAUAAAACACCGGACAUAAACCCUUCAGUUUUAUAGGAAACUGUUAAGUGUUACAUUACACAGAUGCUGUUAUGUCAUACACCUCUGCAGAGAGAAAGUUCAUCAUAAAAACUCAGCUAGAGCUGGAGGCAACAGUCAAAUCCCUUGAAAAAGAGUUUAAGUCCAACCCCACAAAGUCUGGUGGUAAACAACUAGAUGCUGCCCGAUCUGCAUUGGACCAACUGAUUACUAAAAAGGUUGAAAUCUCAAUUCUUUUCGCCCGACACAGAUGAUAUGAAUCAGGCAAUAAACCAGGCUGCCUCCUUGCCCGCCUACCUAGAGGUAGAGUUGAGACUAGCAAUAUUUCAUCUCUCACGAACAAUAAAGAUUAAAAUCUUUACACAUCACGAUAUUAACUGAACUAUGAGGGUAUUUUAUCAAAAUGUGUACUCCACUGAUUGCAACUCUUCUGUAGAGAUGCAAGAAGCUUUUUUGAGUGAGCUGAAACUAUCUUGUCUAAGUAGGGAACACAGGAAAAAGCUGAACAGACCAAUAGCAGAGGAGGAAGUUUUUGAUGCUAUUGAAACACUAAAGGCCCCAGGGCCUGAUGAGUUUGGCCCAGAAUUUUAUGACAUUCAAUAGGACUUUGGCCGGACCAUUAAUAUCUGUUGUUACGAGUAACAAAUAUGCAGAAAACCGGGUAAGGAGGCAGGGAAACUGAUCGUGUAGCAGACAAAUUAUUUAUUUUACAAAAAGGAAACAAAACCAAGAUUCAAUACAAGGCAAGCUUAUUAACACAAAGCCGCUCUGAAAUCAAAAUACCACACUUCUGUUUCUAGCAGAACGCGAGACACCAACACGGCACCCUAGCUGCUGAUCUGGCCCACUGGCAAAGAUGAGAUCAGGUUGGCUUGACUUGUGAGGUAGAUGCAGGUGUACCUGGCCACUCCCCACUAGUGUUGUUUUUGGCGGCCUGUUUUGAUUUUAGUUUUAGUCUAGUCUUUGUGUCAAGCUGACAUUUUAGUUUUUAUUAGUUUUAGUCACGUUCAUUCUCUUUUUCGUCUAGUCAAGUUUUAGUCGACUAAAAGUCUGAGCAUUUUAGUCUUAUUUUAGUCAGAAUAACCUAUGACUAUAUUCGUCUAGUUUUAGUCUACGAAAACUGAUGACAUUUUAGUCUAGUUUUUGUCAAUGAAAAUUAUGUUUUACUCUCUUUUUAGUAAUGCAAUUCUAUUUAACCCAAUCAAUAUAGUAUAAUUUCCUUGUAUAGUAUAGACAAAACCAUUUUUUUUUGUCAAACCCAUUUCACAAAUUAAACAUGGUUAUCUUAUUAUUAUAUUAUUGUUAACUUAUAAACUCAAGAAUAUACUCACUCCAGACAUGGAAGAUACUGUUUUUCCCCUUUAUUUUGUGGCCGCAUUUCUCCCCGUCUUUUUCCACGACACAUUCCGUUUUGUUUUCCACUUGUAUGUAAACAAAGUAUAUCCAUAUAUCGCUUCUUCGUUUUCUCCUCAGCUGCCCGAAAGCUGGGGAACAGUGCCCGGCCAUGAUCCCACCGCAGACGCAUCUAAAUAAUGCCGCGAGUGGAGAUUGAGGAAGUGACGUCGCCUGCAUCAGCGCAGUGCAACGUCACAGCCUGGGAAACAGAAAUACUGCAAAAUAAUAAACGCGACUAAACAUUUAAAUGUUAUUUUGUUUCGUCUCGUUUUGGUCAACGAAAAUGAAGAGACAUUUCAGCAAAGUUUUUAUUUUGUAAACCGAAUUUCCUCUCGUUUUUAUUCGUCAACAAUAUUGUAUUAUAUAUUUAAUUAUAGUUGUCACAUAACCAUCAUUUAUGUUUCGUCUCGUUUUCGUCAAGUGCUAAAGGUUCGUUGACGACGAUAUUUCAUCAGAAUUUUCAUUGACAAAAGCAACACUACUCCCCACCAGGUGUAACCUGAGACAAGAAAUUAAAAAGAGGGGAGAGAACAGGAACAAAAACACAACCGACCCCACCUGCACACAAACACCAAGGAACCUAACACUAUUGACAUUCUUUUGACAUUGGUAAACUACCUCAGUCCCUAUAUUUGACCAAUAUAUCCCUUAUAUUGAAGAAGGGCAUAGCCCCAGAGGAGUGUGGUUCUUACCGCCCUAUCAUUCUGAUUGGGUUUGAUAGCAAGAUACUUUCCAAAGUUCUCAUGAGGAGACUGGAGGAUCUCUUACCAAGCCUCAUUAAUCCAGACCAGACUGGAUUCAUUAAAAGUUGUCUCUCAUCCUCUAAUAUUCAGCGACUCCUGAAUGUGAUUCAGCAUUAGAACCAAUUUGGUGGCAAAGCUCUCGCAGUGUCUCUCGAUGUUGAAAAAGCCUUUGAUAGAGUUGAAUGGUGUUAUUUGUGUGAUGUCAUGGGUCAGUUUGAUUGGGGGGUAACUUUCUUAAGUGAAUACAAACCAUCUAUCGUUCACCUACAGCAACAUUUGUUAUCACAAAUAGCCUACGUUCUGAACCUUUCCACUGGCUAGAGGCACCAGACAGGGUUGCCCCCUCAGCCCAUUAUUGUUCGCAAUUGCUUUGGAACCCCUUGCUGUCACCAUUAGGCUUGAUAAAGAAGUGAAGGGAGUCUCUAUAGAGGCAUACUGCAUAAAAUGGCUGUCCAUGCUGAUGAUAUCUUGCUUUUUCUUUCAUCCCCUGAGCAUUCAGCCUCAACGGUAUUGACACUGUAAAAAGAAUUUAGUGACAUACUACAAAGUGAAUUUUGAUAAAUCUGAGGCAUUGCCUAUUGGUAGGCUGGAUUUAUAUGAUCUUGUAGAGGAUUUUCCUUUUAGUUGGUCAAGCCUGGGCUUUACCUACCUGGGUAUUAAAAUGUCCCCCAAUCUAUCUGAUCUCUGGAAACUGUCCCUAUUAUUUUAUAUGCUGUUAAAAUGUAUCCAAGAUACACCAUCCCGCUGUUACUUUGUGGUACAAGGAGAUACUUCCUCACUAGAGGAUCAGCGUGUUCUGCAAGGUGAUGAACAGUCAUUCCUGAAAGUCUGUAAACCACCAAUGGUCUGUCUCCCUGUUGAGACUUUUAAUUUGUUGGCAAACGAUUAUCUUACCUGACAUGGACAUUUCCAGAUACCAACACUGCCAAUGGACACUCUCAUUUAUAAAGCUAAAUCGGGCUGUAUAGUGGCAGAUUGACGAGCUAUGUAGAUUGUACGACUGAAUAUUGGGGUGUUUUGUUUCAAUUUCAUUUUAGUUCUUGUGUGUUUUGCUGUUGUCUCUUCGACGUUAUCAUCAUUGUUUCUGUUAAAAAAUUUGACUAAAACGUUUUUAAAAAAAAAAAAAAAAAAAAAACACAUUGACUUUUGCCCUUCCACGUUACAGGGUCUUCAAGAAACAGAUGAAAAAAAUGCCAAAACUAAAAAAAAAAAAACCCA
Messenger RNA from Amphiprion ocellaris (clown anemonefish), 6216 nucleotides. It is a transcript of the gene nlrx1, whose product is annotated as NLR family member X1. The transcript has 10 exons. Gene Ontology annotation, molecular function: protein binding. Bases 180 to 2504 code for a protein of 774 amino acids. Gene Ontology annotation, cellular component: mitochondrion. Gene Ontology annotation, biological process: negative regulation of canonical NF-kappaB signal transduction. NCBI's taxonomy places the organism in Eukaryota, Metazoa, Chordata, Actinopteri, Pomacentridae. The record is from RefSeq and is a predicted model, not a curated record.